AUGGAGUCUUCUAAGACCUUCAUGAGAAUGCUGCCAAUCACACCAGGCUACAGUGGCUUUGUGCCGUACGUUAGCUGCGAGGGAGCCUCCAGCGAGGAAGACAUGGGCCACUGCCUGAAAACCUUCCAGGAGAGCACGCGCAGGUACAAAGCCCGGCUGCAGGAGCUGCACUGCAAGGUGGCCGCUACCCCCAGACUGAAGCCCGUGUGCUCGGAGGAGACAGUGCAGCAGGCCGUGUAUGACUACUACCGGAAGUACCACCCCUUAAGUGUGGAGUGUAAACACAUAAGGAAACCUCCCGAGGAACCGCCCAUCCCUGGUUGGGCAGGCUACCUGCCCAGAGCCAGCGUCACUGAACUUGGCUGUGCCACGAGGUACAAUGUCAUGGCCAGAAACUGCUACAAGGACUUUGUGAACAUCACAGAACAGGCCAGGAGGGCACUUCUGAAGCCAUAUGAGAUAACUUAUGGAGUGAACGCCCCACGUCCCACUCCUCCUCCUGAAGUUUUGAUCCACCAAGGGCUGCUGCCCAGCUACCCAGAUUUCUCUGUGCCAGAUGGAAACUGCCCAGUCCUGCAAAGACCCUUGAGACAGGACUUCAGCACCCCGGUGACAAGUGGCUGCGCUCGGAAGCCAGACGCUUGGUACAGGGGGAAGUUGUACCUGCAGCCACUGUCCUCAGCAAGCUAUGCAGAAUGUUAAAUGCACAGAGGCCCCUAAAGAGGAAAGCUUACUAUUCUCACAUCAAAAUCAGCCGACACCUUAGUGCAUGAAGAAGACUUGUUACAAUGAACAUUCUCUGACUGCU
This is a messenger RNA of Ochotona curzoniae (black-lipped pika), 808 nucleotides long. It is a transcript of the gene SPMIP5, whose product is annotated as chromosome unknown C10orf82 homolog. Bases 1 to 702 code for a protein of 233 amino acids. Lineage: Eukaryota; Metazoa; Chordata; Mammalia; Lagomorpha; Ochotonidae. The transcript has 5 exons. The record is from RefSeq and is a predicted model, not a curated record.